Molecule: messenger RNA, 810 nt
Organism: Debaryomyces fabryi
Lineage: Eukaryota; Fungi; Ascomycota; Pichiomycetes; Serinales; Debaryomycetaceae
Product: carboxymethylenebutenolidase
Exons: 1
Coding region: 1-810 (269 amino acids)
Molecular function (GO): hydrolase activity
Source: RefSeq, a predicted model, not a curated record
AUGUUAAUUGAGGAAUCCUAUCAUGACGUGAAGACAUCUUAUGGUACAACCAUGAGAUUGUUUGUUUAUCAUCCAAAAAUUUUGAACUAUCCAAACGUUAAAUUUCCUGGUGUUGUGGUAUACAGCGAAAUAUACCAGGUUACAGGACCAGUGUCUAGAUUUGCUAAGGAUAUUGCAGGUCAAGGUUUCAUUGUUGUUUGUCCUUCUAUUUACCAUAACUUCGAAAGCUACGAGGCAUUGGCUUAUGAUAAUGAAGGUACAGAUAAGGGUAACACUUAUAAAAUUACCAAGGAACUUAAAUCGUAUGACGAAGAUAAUAAGUUGGCCAUUGAUUAUUUGACUUCAUUGUCCACUUGUAAUGGUAAAAUUGGUGCCACUGGUAUGUGUCUUGGUGGUCAUUUGGCUUUCAGAGCAGCCUUAGAUCCAAGAGUCCGUGCUGCGGUGUGUUUCUUCGCAACAGAUAUCCACAACCACGCAUUGGGAAAGGGCCAACAGGAUGAUUCUUUGAAGAGAUGCGCAGAAAUAAAGGGCGAAUUGAUAAUGAUUUUCGGCUGUAAAGACAACCAUGUUCCUCUAGAAGGCAGAGACUUAAUCAGAAGCGAAUUGAGAAAAAACAAUAUUGAAAUGACCUUUAUUGAGAUUAACGACGCUCAGCAUGCCUUUAUCAGAGACGAAAUGAGCAAGGGCAGAUACGAUCCAGCCACCACAAAGAACUGUAUGGAAUGGUUAUUCGAAUUGUUCAACAGAAAGUUAAAGUUGGAUUACGGUGACCAUGAUGGUAAAGAAACUAAAAUUGAAAACGUUUGCUAA